This is a messenger RNA of Metarhizium brunneum ARSEF 3297, 426 nucleotides long. It is a transcript of the gene RPL35, whose product is annotated as 60S ribosomal uL29 domain-containing protein. Gene Ontology annotation, molecular function: structural constituent of ribosome; mRNA binding. Gene Ontology annotation, cellular component: cytosolic large ribosomal subunit; ribosome. The record is from RefSeq and is a predicted model, not a curated record. Lineage: Eukaryota; Fungi; Ascomycota; Sordariomycetes; Hypocreales; Clavicipitaceae. Gene Ontology annotation, biological process: maturation of LSU-rRNA from tricistronic rRNA transcript (SSU-rRNA, 5.8S rRNA, LSU-rRNA); translation.
AUGGCGGAACCGAAUACCCUCAUCUCACCACCAACCCCGCAAUUGCUCGACAAUUCGUCGGGCAAGGUUAAGACCGUCCAGCUCUGGGACAAAAGCAAGGAUGAUUUGAUGAAGCAGCUCGGCGAGCUAAAGACUGAGCUCGGCCAGCUGCGCAUCCAGAAGGUCGCUUCUUCUGGCAGCAAGCUGAACAAGAUCCACGAUCUGCGCAAGUCAAUCGCUCGCGUCCUGACCGUCAUCAACGCCAAGCAGCGCUCCCAGCUCCGCCUCUUCUACAAGAACAAGAAGUACGCCCCUCUGGACCUCCGAGUCAAGCAGACCCGUGCCAUCCGCCGCCGACUAUCACCCGAGGACAAGGCCCGCGCCUUGGAGAAGACCAAGAAGCGCAACACUCACUUCCCUCAGCGCAAGUUUGCUAUCAAGGCCUAA